AUGUUCGGCUGCCGCUUCGUCAAGAACGAGGCGCUGGACGCCAUCGCGCAGUCGACGUCGGUGCGCGCGCUCACGAUGGGCUGCAAUAAGACCACCGACGCGGCCGUCGCGCAGCUCCGCCAGGCCAGGCCCGACAUCGACCUCACCGUCCAGAUGCUCUCCUCGCUCCACAAGAAGCGCAACCAAAAGGAACUACGCAGCUCUUCGUCCUCUUCAUCAUCGUCUGGCCGCAAGUAA
Messenger RNA from Acanthamoeba castellanii str. Neff, 237 nucleotides. RefSeq lists its product as uncharacterized. The coding region runs from base 1 to 237 and encodes 78 amino acids. Lineage: Eukaryota; Discosea; Longamoebia; Acanthamoebidae. The transcript has a single exon. The record is from RefSeq and is a predicted model, not a curated record.